Molecule: messenger RNA, 3307 nt
Organism: Xyrauchen texanus (razorback sucker)
Lineage: Eukaryota; Metazoa; Chordata; Actinopteri; Cypriniformes; Catostomidae
Product: thrombospondin type-1 domain-containing protein 4-like
Exons: 12
Coding region: 110-2014 (634 amino acids)
Biological process (GO): extracellular matrix organization
Cellular component (GO): extracellular matrix
Molecular function (GO): metalloendopeptidase activity
Source: RefSeq, a predicted model, not a curated record
GCUGGUAGCCACAGCUGCUCUUGUGAAUUUGUGCGAAUGCGCCUGAUGUACUGAUCUGUGCUGCGGGAGGAUAACACAGUCGGACAGAGAGUGUGUGUGCGCGUGUGUCAUGAUGCUGUCUGCCAUCGCGUUACUGCUGCUCAUCUGUCUGCAGAUGCGUGUUCUGGGGAAGCCGUGGUCACAGAGUGUCGGUUGCGAUGAUCUCCUGGGCUCUGGCAAUGUGCGUGAUAAAUGCGGUGUUUGCGGUGGAGAUAACAGCGCAUGUACACUAGUCUCUGGCCAGUUUCAACGCAGCCUGUCUAAAGUGGGUUACCACAAGAUUGUAGAGAUCCCGCAGGGUGCCACGAAGAUCAACGUCACAGAGAUGGUGAAGAGCAGGAACUAUCUGGCUCUGCGCAGUCGGUCUGGCCGAUCGAUUAUUAACGGAAACUGGGCCAUCGACCGGCCUGGUACGUAUGAGGGAGUGGGAACCAUGUUCAUGUACCGUCGGCCCAAUGAGAUCACCAGCACAGCAGGAGAAUCAUUCCUGGCCGAGGGCCCGACCAAUGAGAUCCUGGACGUUUUCAUGAUCUACCAGCAGCCCAAUCCAGGAGUUCAUUAUGAGUUCAUGAUGCCCUCAGAAAACACUGGACAAACUCAAGAUCAUAACGAUCCACAAAUGCAGGUAAAUGUUGUGAGUGGGCAAGCUGGUUCUGAUCCGAAUAGCCGAUCGACUCUAGAGGAACGUGAGCAGUCAGGUGUGGUCAGGUAUCUUACUCCCAUCCCUGAUAACCAGUUACCUGCAGCGGCACACCCGAACAGACACAGUGAAUACAUGUGGAAACUCACUGGCACCACAGACUGCAGCGCCUCCUGUGGCAGAGGUAGCAGAUACACCGUGUUUGGCUGCGUUCACCGGGUAACUCAUACACAUGUGCUGAACAGUCUGUGUGACAGCAUCGCUAAACCCAGUGUGCAAGAGGAGCCGUGUAACAUGCACCUGUGUCCUGCGUUCUGGGACAUUGGUGAGUGGUCUGAAUGCAGUAAGACUUGCGGUUUGGGCAUUCAGCAUCGUCAGGUACUCUGUCGUCAGGUGUACGCCAACCACACGAUAAACGUGCACACCAGUCGAUGUCAGCACCUGGAUCACCCUGAGACAAGCACCACCUGCCAGCUGAAGAUCUGCAGCGAGUGGCACAUUCGCACGGAGUGGAGUCCCUGUUCUGUGCCCUGUGGGGUAGGACAGAGGUCACGCGAGGUGCGCUGUGUCAGUAAUGUUGGCGAUAUUGUAGUAGAUGACGAGUGCAACAUGAAACUUCGGCCCAGUGAUGUGGAGAACUGUGACGCCGGUCCAUGUACAAAGAGCUGGUUCUUCAGUGAGUGGAGCAGUCAGUGUUCUGCCACGUGUGGCGCAGGUGUGCAGACACGUAGUGUCCUGUGCCUAAUCAAUCACAUCAGCAGUUUGCCUUUAGAGGGUUGCGGGUCACAGCGCCCCCCAGAGGCACAGCCCUGCAACAACGGCCCCUGUGAAAGCCGCACUGAGUGGUUCACUGGAGCCUGGAGUCAGUGCUCAGCGGAGUGCGGCACUGGCAGCCAGCAGAGGACAGUAGCGUGUUUGAUGAAGUCUGAAGAGGGUUUUACUGUCAUGUCCUCUUAUGAGUGCUCUUCUUUGGACAGACCACUCAGCCAGCAGAGCUGCUUCAUCAAAGCCUGCGGAGCAAAGUGGUACCACACAGACUGGAGUGUGUGUUCGAAGACAUGUGCGGGCGGUUACCGUCUGCGAGAGGUGCGCUGUCUCUCUGAUCACAUGAUCGCCAGUGACAGCUGUGAGGAUACAUUAAAGCCUCAUGACAAAGAGGAGUGCAACGCUGAGCCCUGUCUGCCUCUGAUUGAUGAAAAGUGUCGAGAUAAAUAUUUCAACUGUAAUGUGGUGGUCCAGGCACGUCUCUGCGUGUAUGACUACUAUAAGAUGGCGUGUUGUGCUUCCUGUACACGUGUGGCACAGAAGAAUUCAGGACAGUGGAGACACUUAUAGAAAAAGCAUCCUGCGGAUGUACCAUCACUAGAAGCAUCUUAUCUCUGCACAAUAACAGACCUGAGUGCAGGUGAAGCACACCAAUCGAUAGCAGUGAUUCUUUUGAAAGAAAGAGCCUAAAAGGAAGAAUUCCUGAAUGAGUGACAUUACAAGAGGGAAUACAGACUCACCAUUUAUCACUAAUUCUCUUUGGAUGGGAGAAAUGCUGAAUUGUACGGCCUGUGGCCUCAGCGUAUAAUGACAGUAUGUCAUUAACAAUGACAACAACUCAUUAUAUGGUGCUUCAGCUUGAACCCAAGUUGAAAAAGGAACACAGUUUUAUUGUAAACAUAAUAUUUCAACCUCUUAAAGAUGUUGGUCAGUGUCCUCAUGAACUAUACACACAGAGGGAAGCAUUUUAGAUCAGUUUAUAUCACCUGAGAGUUCCUCUGAACACAAGAACACAUGAUGAUGCUUGUAUCUCGGUAGUGCAGCAAACAAGGCCCAUGUACAUUGCAAAGUUUAGAGAGUGACUGCCACAUUUUAAUUCACAAGUGAAUCCCCUGUGUGUACGAAAUACAGGAGUUACUCAAGAACCUGCUAUGGUUGACAUAGUGAUAACCAUAACAACGGUUUGGCGUCUUGCGGCCUCAAAGAAGAUGUUGACAACUUAACCCGUUUGAUAUAUAUGAAAGAAAUAUUAGAGAUUCUGUCCGUCCGUUUUUAAUAACUACCAUUAAAAGUGCAUCCUGAAGCUUUUAAGCAGCAUGCUCUCUCUGGAAUGUAAUGUAUGUGUUAUGCUGAGACCUGGACUGAUGGGAGAAACUACAGUGGAGAGAGACAUUAUCAAACUUUCUGAAUGAUUCCAGACUUGUUCCUCAGCCUCUGUGAUUUUCUAGAAAUGCACCUCACUGUACACCACUGCAACAACUAUUUCACUGAAUUAUUCCGCAGUGAACUGUGCAAAUGUGGUUGUCACUCCUUUAAUUAACUGAACUCAGACGAAGAAUGACAACUCUUUUUAGCUGCAGUGUAUUAUUUAUAUCUCUGUUAUAACAAAUGGUUCUACCAUUGAUGGUGCCUCAUCUGAAUCACAGCAGUAGUCAGAUGUGGUUUAUUUGACCUGUUGUUAUUAUUAUGUAAACUCUCAGUUAUUCAAUUAAAAACCCAAAGAUGUAUGAUGCAUGCAGAUAAAAUGACAUUUGUUAUUAACCUCAGUGAUAAAAAGAGCAUUUGGACCGACAUGAUCACAGGUAGUUUGUAAGUUAUAUGUUUUUUUGUACUCUUAUAUAUUUAUAUUUUGAAAACGCAUCG